Molecule: messenger RNA, 684 nt
Organism: Drosophila arizonae
Lineage: Eukaryota; Metazoa; Arthropoda; Insecta; Diptera; Drosophilidae
Gene: Hsp26
Product: Heat shock protein 26
Biological process (GO): response to heat; protein refolding
Cellular component (GO): cytoplasm; nucleus
Source: RefSeq, a predicted model, not a curated record
AAAAAUUAAAGCAAAAUGUCGCUAUCUCAACUUGUUUCUUUGAUGAACGAGCUGCAGGAGCCUCGCACUCCCCUCUACGAUUACGGAUUGGGAAUUCAUCCAAUUCAGCUGCAACCUAGAACCACUCGUCAGCUGUUAUUGACUCCCUGGAGUUUCCCAGACUAUCCCGCUUCGACGGUUGGAGAGAUUUUGGCCGGCCGUCGCAGGCGUGACUUGGCCAAGUCCGCAAAUGGAUCUGGAGAUGGCUGGCAGUGGCCACUCUCGCAAGUGGGCAAAGACGGAUUCCAGGUGUGCAUGGAUGUCACUCAGUUCACUCCCAGCGAGCUGAGCGUCAAAGUAGUGGACAAUUGCGUUGUCGUCGAGGGCAAGCACGAGGAACGCGAAGACGAUCAUGGCUACAUCUCACGCCAUUUCGUGCGCCGCUAUGCUCUACCCAAGGGCUACGACGGAGAUAAGGUCGUCUCCUCGCUAUCGUCCGAUGGCGUACUCACUGUGAGUGUACCAAAGCCACAGCCCAUCGAGGACAAGUCCAAGGAGCGUGUGAUUCAAAUUCAGCAAGUGGGCCCGGCUCAUCUGAACGUCAAGCGCAACGAGGACGAGUCGAAGGAGAACGAGAAGGACAAGAAGGAGAAGAAUGCCAGCAAUGGCAAAUAGAAUCUGGAAACUAUAAGCUAGAACAGCCUC